GAAUUCAAAAUAACAACAAAAGUCUUGAAGUUUUCAUAAAAAAGUUUAAAAAUGGAAGAAAUUGUAAAAACAUUUGAUAAUCUGAAUGAAAAAGUACAAAACAUUUCAGAAGCAUUGAUUGUCCUGCCUCAUAAAAAGAAAUUAACUGAAAAUUUAAGUCAGUUAAGUGAAAACAACAGUGAUGCUAAGAAACUGCAAAAAGCAAUUCAUGAUUCGAUAAACGAACAAAAUAAUAUUCUCAAAAAGGAAUACAAAGAAACCACCACCAUAAUCAACAGAGUUCAACUCAAAAUGAUGCUUUUACUUAAACAUCACGAUGAGCUGGAAAAAAAACAACAAAAUGAAAAAAGGAUCCUCAAGGAAAUUUCUAUUCCUGGUACUCCAAAAGUUUAUGAAAGACCUGGAGCAUUGCAGGCAUUCUCUGAGACAAAUACUCCUAGAAUGUUGGUAUCAGAAUACGCAAAAUCGCCUUUUGCUAAAAAGAGGACAAAAGUUCAACUUCAAUUUACAGAUUUCGAGUAUGAAAUCACAGAUGAUGAUUUUGCUCGUAUUCCUGGUUAUAUGAAAGGGAGAGCUGUUUUAUCGGAACUUCAAGGCUUCUUAGAUAACGUCAUCAUACGAACAUUCAAUGAAAAGUAUCAGAUCUUACACAAACAGAAAUUAUCCCUUAAACCUUUUGAAGUUACAUUGCAAACAAUGUUCAAAGAUCAAACUAAAUAUUUCGAAGGCUUUAAAUUCAUCACAGUUGGAGAUAUUGCACGAGUUUUGGGAAAGAAUGUUGACAAGAAAAAUGAUCGUUUCCUUCAAAUGCUUCGACACAUUCAACUCAUUCAAGAAAUGUCUUUGAGCAAACUCGCAAUUUUUGGUGGUACCGGCAUGACCGGUUCAUGUGCUGUUAAAGCAGCUUUGGAGAAAGGAAAGAAAGUGAAACUUCUCGUAAGGGAUGAAUCAACAGUUCCUAAUGAAUUCAAAGACAAAGUUGAAAUUGUAAAAGGCGAUGUAUUGAACCAAAGUGAUGUUGACAAGACCGUUGAAGGUACAGACGCUGUGAUUAUUAUAUUAGGAACACGUAAUAGUUUGGCACCAACUACAAUGAUGUCCGAAGGAACUAAAAAUAUCAUCGAAUCAAUGAAAAAGUUUGGAUUACGAAAAUUCUCAGCUUGUAUGUCUUCUUUCUUAUUCAUGGAACCAGAUAAGGUUCCCAAAAUGUUCAAUGAUUUAAAUGCUGAUCACAAAAGAAUGCUGGAAAUUGUCACAAAAUCUGAUCUUGAGUAUCGUGCUGUACUUCCUCCUCAUAUUGCCGAUGAGCCUUCUGCCGAAUACACAACACUUUAUGACAAAUCACCAGGUCGAUCAAUUUCUAAAUAUGAUCUUGGAGCAUUCUUUGUUGAAUGCUUGGAAAAUAAUGAUCAUGCUCAAAAAGUGAUUGGAAUUGCAACAAAGAAAUGAAAUUGAUUUUAAUCGAAAAAUAUUUUAUUGAGCGAUAAAUAUGUUAGUCUCGAAAAUAAAUUAAAAUGUAAGAGCAAUCAUGGAAUAAAUGUUGAGUCUGGUGUUUGAUGGAUUAUCACAAUUAUCUGUUAAUAUUCACAGAAUUCACAAUAAAGUAUUAUUAAGUGCCACUUAAUUAUAAUCCAUUAAAGUUUCACAUAAGAUAAUGAGAAUUAUUCACAACAUUUAACAUUGUUCGUCAUCCGAAGGUUCAGUAAGAACUUUCUUCAUGUACUUCUUUUUAGUGACUGGUCUGAAAGAUCCAUUACAUGGACCACCAAAAAUCGAAACUGGUGGGCAAGGUUCAUAACCGAGCUUCAGAUAAAAAUCUUCUUUAUCUGUUGUCGACAAAUAAAUUUCUUCAAGUUUCAAUUUAUAUUUACAAUAAUUUUCAGCUUCGUUCAUUAGAAAUCUUCCAAUUCCUUUCCCACGUAAUGAUUUCCACACAACUACAGAUUCAAUGAAACAAGCAGAUGGAUUUGAAGGAAUUGGUGUUAGUUUGAGAUGAGCUAAAACUCUCGGAGUGUCUUUAGUUACACCAUCAUUUGCUUCCCAGUUUGUUG
Clunio marinus is the source of this 2051-nucleotide messenger RNA. The record is from the annotation of a GenBank genome assembly. Lineage: Eukaryota; Metazoa; Arthropoda; Insecta; Diptera; Chironomidae.